Messenger RNA from Exophiala aquamarina CBS 119918, 1059 nucleotides. Its product is annotated as chromosome transmission fidelity protein 4. The transcript has 2 exons. Bases 1 to 1059 code for a protein of 352 amino acids. NCBI's taxonomy places the organism in Eukaryota, Fungi, Ascomycota, Eurotiomycetes, Chaetothyriales, Herpotrichiellaceae. The record is from RefSeq and is a predicted model, not a curated record.
AUGACCUCCAGGCCAAUGAGGAAGCUGUCUGCGGUCGCCACUUGUUCCUCUGCUUCAGCUACUCGCUUCAUUUCUCCACCAGUCCGAACCGCGACUGCUGGUCUCUCCCAGAGGUGCAAGUCUACCACUGCUGGCAGCGUAUCACCACGCCAAGUCCUAUCCAGGAGACAUCUCGCACAGGUCCGCCCUGAGCCUAUUUCCGAUGUCUGGUUUACUUCUUCCUCCCCACGAUCCGGCCCCGAGGAUGAGCUGUUGGGGGCAAAUACCUCGCGCCCGGGUGGCGUGCGGGAUCACAAGCCUCCGGAUGAACGUCUAGUUAAGUUAGGAAAGACUUUACGCACCCUAUCGCCUCUUCUGCCGAAUAUCCUGAGCACCCCUCUCCCACCCGACAUUCUCUCGCCUAAUAUUUCACUGCAUCUUUUCCCAUCAACCCACCCACACUUGCCUGCGGUGAAAGGCCGAGUCGCAUACCGUGCAGCAUUGUGGACUGCCCCUGUCGCUUGGGGCUGUGUCCCCAUUGUCGGCAAUGUCAAACUCAACAUCGUCUCUGAGAAAAUUGUUCGGACUGGAUUCGCCUAUGCGAUACCGGUAGAUGAGAAUGGCGAACCCGCCUCUGAUCUCAGCGAAGAAAAAUUAGUAGUGCGGUGGAAGACUGAACCUAAGCAAAAUGGAAACGGACACCCAUCAACGGCAGCCUCGGCAUCCACCGCUGCGCGAUCUAAGACUCCCUCGAGCGGAGGCAUCAAUGGCGGGAUUUCAAAGCUGCUGGGCGGCGAGAAGCCAAUCUUCAACUUGAACAAGGAAGACGGAUUUAGUGGCCUCUUCAUCUUCACUUUCGAUUCCAAGGGCCGCAUCGCGAGCCAUACAAUCGAGCACGCCGACGAGAACAAUGGCUUUGACAAGACCAACAAAGUCGUCACAUUGACUGACUGGCUACUGGGGAAGGCCAAAUGGGGCCGAGGAGGGGACAAGGAACAAGAACUCAUCCCAGGGCUGGCUAUGCGCGUGUGCCGAGAUGAGUGGAACAUCCAACGACGGUUUUCCCGCGGCGGUGAGUGA